Messenger RNA from Ziziphus jujuba (common jujube), 8628 nucleotides. RefSeq lists its product as uncharacterized. The transcript has 16 exons. Lineage: Eukaryota; Viridiplantae; Streptophyta; Magnoliopsida; Rosales; Rhamnaceae. The record is from RefSeq and is a predicted model, not a curated record. The coding region runs from base 624 to 6833 and encodes 2069 amino acids. Gene Ontology annotation, molecular function: ADP binding; ATP hydrolysis activity.
AGGUUUUGAUCUUUUAGUUUUGCUAUUGAAUUAAUUAUUAUAUCCCUCAACCUGAAAUCUUCCCCACUCAAGAUUCCAUUUGUGCUGGUCAUCGUUGACAUUUGCUAUUGAUGCAGAAUUGAUCUCCUUUUGCCUUCAGAAGUUGAAAGAAACACAGCAAACUAUAUUAAGUGGUUGUAAAGGAAACACCGUUGGAUAUCUUGGUUUUGCUUUUGUGCUGUUUGAUUUCACUUCUCCUUGUCACCAUCUUUGAGCUUUUAAGCGUCUCUCUUAUUUGCUUCACCAUCUAAAAAAUUAAAAUAUUAAAAAAAAAAAAAAAAAGAUUGUAGUUUCCUCUCUUGUUUAGCAUCAAAAGGAAGAGCUGUCACUCUGCUCUCACUCUGCUUCCUUGUAUUUUUCAAUUUUUCUGUUCUUUCUGGUGUGGAUUUCUUGGCUUGCCUUUUUGUCAUUUGAUUCGAAUUUUUUUCUUUUAACUAUUUUGGAAACUACUCAGAUUCAAAAUUUUUUUUUUCCCCUUUUAUAUUGAAAAUCCAAGAAAUAUAAAAAAUAAAAAGAUUUGGAUUACUUUGCUUGUGAAGCUUCCAAUCAAUAUAUAACACAGAAGAUUGUACUGCUAGGCAAAUAUGAGCUGUAUUGCUGAGAUCGGUAUCGCUGCAAUUGCUGAAAAAAUUGCUGAUUGCACGGUCGGAGCGAUUGGUCGUCAGUUGGGUUAUAUCUUCCAAUACAAAAGCAACAUAAGCAACCUGAAAACAGAAACUCACAAUUUGGGUCUUGAAGAACAGAGGAUGAAGGAGUUGGUGGAUGAUGCCACAAGAAAAGGUCAUGCAAUUUUUGAAAUUACCAAGAACUGGCAAAAGGAUGCAGAAGAGAUAAGUAAACAAGCCAAAGAGAUUUUAGAAGAUGAAAACCAUGCAAAUACAGGGUGCUGUACUUUCAAAGGGUUGUUGCUUCUGAAUUUGGUGCCACGGUAUCGACUAAGUAAGAAAGCCAAGAAGAUGUGCGUGUCUGUUGUUAAAAUCAAAGGCAAGGUCAACUGUGAAAAGAUUUCUUACCGUCCGCAUCUCCAAAAUGAUUUUACAAACAAAGAUUACAUAAACUUCGACUCAAGAAAUGAAACUGUGGAUGGAAUAUUGGAGGCGUUGGGAGAUGGCAAAACCAGAAUGAUUGGGGUGCAUGGCAUGCCAGGUGCAGGCAAAACCACGCUUGUUAAAGAAGUUUCAACAAGGGCCUUGGAGAUGAAAUUGUUCACUGAAGCCGUUCUGGUUCCUGUUUCAAAUACUCCAGAUGUGAAAAACAUUCAAAAAGCAAUUGCAGAAAGGCUAGAGCUACAACUUGAUAAGGAAACCAUACCUGAAAGGGCACUUCUGCUGCGAAAUAGAUUGCCGCAGGAAAAGAUGUUGAUAAUUCUAGAUGAUGUUUGGAAAGAACUCAACCUUAAAGAUGUUGGAAUAGUUGUUGACGGUGAUCAGAUAGGAUGUAAGAUAUUGUUUACGUCAAGAUUCGAACGAGUGUUGCUAACUGAUAUGCGUGUUGAUAAGAUUUUCAAAGUUGGACUUCUAGAGGAGGCUGAAGCAUUGAACUGGUUCAGGGCUUUAGUGGCUCAAACGGUUGAAAAGUUCUCAGAAUGUGAAGAUCUGGUAAAUGAUAUUGUUGAAGAAUGUGCACGUCUUCCAAUUACCAUUGAAACAAUUGCAUGUGCAUUGAAAGAUCAAAGACGGUAUUUUUGGCAGGCUGUCUUGAACCAACUGAAGAACUCAAACCUAUCAGAUAUCAAUAGUGAAGUGAAUGAAAAAGUGUUCAAGAGUAUCGAAUUAUGUUAUAAUUUUGUACACAAGAACGAAGCAAAGUUACUACUUUUGCUUUGUAGUUUGUUCGAAGAAGAUGCAAGCAUACCAAUAGAGGCUUUGAUAAGAGUUGGUAUGGGCUGGGGGAUAUUCAAACAGAUACAUGAAUUGCAAGAGGCUAGAGUUCAAGUGCACAGUUUGAUCGAUGAACUAAAAGAUCGUGCACUGUUGUUGGAUGGUGAUGAACACCAUACGGUUAAAAUGCACGAUAUCAUUCGUGACGUUGCCAUAUCAAUUGCAAGAAAAAGUCAUAUCUAUUGUUUUGCAGAUGAUUCUGAGAUAAGAUGCCUUGAAACUGAAGCUCUUGAAAAAUCAAAGGCGAUCGUGUCUGUUGAUAGUUCUGUGGCCGAGCUACUUCGUGAAGGGUUGGAAUAUGAACAGCUUGAGUUAAUUCUGGAAAGCGAAGCUUCCCAAAUCCCAGAUAAAUUUUUUGAAAUCACAAAAAAUCUUAGAGUUCUAUGGCUGUGUUCUGAUGAACGUUUAAUAAAAUUGCCUUCGUCUUUAUGUUCUCUGGGAAAUCUCCGUGCAUUGAUUUUGCGUUGCCAGAAUGUGGAAGGCAUAUCUUUGAUUGGAGAGAUCAAAAACUUGGAAAUUCUUGAUCUUUCAAGGUGUGGUAUCAAGGAAUUACCAAGAGAAGUCGGAAAACUUCCUUUUUUACGCAUGUUAGAUUUGAGUGGAUGCGCUCAACUUGUAAUCAUUCAACCCGAAAUCAUAUCAAAUUUGAAAUCAUUAGAAGAGUUGUACGUGGUGAACAGCUUUGAGGAUUGGGAUGGUCAAGGAGUCAACGGGGACCAAAGAAAUGCCAGUCUUGAUGAGCUAAAACUUUUAAAACGGCUGACCACUUUACAUUUAGAAAUAGUUGACAUCAAGGUGCUGCCGAAAGACUUAUUCAGAUCCAUAGAAUUGAAACAAUAUGAGAUUUCUAUCGGAUGUCGACUGACUGACUCGCCCAUUGAUUAUUCUUCAAGAUGUUUGGAACUCAGGCUUGAUGAAAACAAACUAUUAGAUGACUAUGGUCUUGAAAGGUUGUUGGUGAGCACUCAAAGGUUGUCUUUAAAUGGAUUGCAAGGUGCGCAUAAUGUUGUCUAUGAAUUAGACAAAGAUGGUUUUCAAGAUCUAAAGCACUUUAAAUUGAAAAACAAUCGGACAAUCCAGUUCUUGGUUAAGUCGACGGAGCAAAUUCAUCCUUGUAGCGUGUUUGGCAGCUUGGAAACAUUGCAGCUUGACAAUUUGGAAAAUCUGGAGAAGAUAUGUGAUAAGGAACUCACAAAAGAAUCAUUUAAAAGAUUGAGAAUUAUAAAGGUAAGCGGUUGUAACAUGCUGAAGAAUCUUCUGCCAUUCUCCAUGAGUAAGCUCGAGGAAAUCGAAAUAAAUUAUUGCGGCAUGAUGGAGGAGAUAGUUUCUGACCAUGAAGAAGAAGAAGACAUGAGAAAGGAAGUUAUUGGCGACUUUCCUCAAUUACGCUCCUUGAAGUUGAAAAAUGUUCCAAGGCUUAAAAGUUUCUGCUCUAAAUUGAAGAAAAUUCAAAGGUCUGAAAAGGGGAAGCAACCAAUGGAUGUAGAUAAUUCUGUAAAGACUCUGCUCAGUGGGAAGCUGGUUUUUCUCCCCGUUUUGGAUGAAUUGGAAGUGUCCAAAUGCCAUGAUUUAACAAGAAUAUGGGAUGAUCAGAUUCUACCAAGCUCUGCUUCUUUUCACAACUUAACAAAAUUGCUCGUAGAAUUCUGCAAUUCUUUGGAAUAUCUAUUUUCGUCUGCUAUGGCAACGAGUUUUGUACAACUCAAAUCCCUUGUGAUACGUGAUUGUCAGGGCAUGAAAGAAAUAGUGAGAAAUAGUGAAAACAUCGUAAAGAUGUCAUUUCCUAAGCUAAAUUUUCUGCGGAUUGAAAAUCUUGAAAGCCUCACAACAUUCUCCUCUGAAAUUGACAUUGACUUUCCAGUUUUAACUAAACUCUGCAUGGAGUACUGCCUGGAAUUUUCGACUUUCAUUUCCAAGUCUGAAGAUGAAAAGCUGCCAUCUCUCUUCAACGAAAAGGUUGCAUUCCCCAGCUUAAAGAAUUUGGAAAUUACAGCCAUGAAUAAGUUGAAGAUGAUAGCCAAUAACGCAGAUGUAUUUCAUAAAUUGAAGGAGUUAAGAAUUUAUCAAUGUGACAAUGUAAUGAAGAUAUUCGGAUCCCGUACGCAAAGAGCACUCGCCAGUCUAAGAAGGUUGCACAUAGACAGAUGUGCAAAGGUAGAAGAGGUAUUUGAAAUCCAAGCAUCAAGUUUUGAAGAAAUUACGCACGACAGAAUAUCAGCACAGUUGAUUCAUUUGAGUCUCUCUGAUUUACCAAACUUGAGGUAUGUGUGGGGUAAAGAUCCUCAAGGAAACAUUACCUUCACACACCUUGAGCAAGUUCAAGUUUGGUCCUGUCCAAGUCUGAAAUCAAUCUUUCCAUUUUCCAUUGCCAAAGGUCUUUACAAACUUCGAGAACUAAAUCUUACUUCUUGUGGGAUACAACAAAUUGUUGAAGCUGUGGGAACUACUGUAUCAGUACCGCCUGAGUUUGUAUUCCCUCGAUUGGAAGAAAUUGUAUUGGACCGUUUGGAAAAUCUCGUGUGUAUCUAUCCAGGAUUGCAUACCUCAAGUUGGCCUUCAUUAACAACUCUAGUUGUGGAGAAAUGUAAGCAAGUGAAGGUUUUGGCUUUGGAAUUCUCCUGCUUCCAAGAUAAGCAUGUGCAUCAUGAUCAUGAUAAUAGUCAAAUCCCACAAGUACCAUUAUUUUUCACCAAGAUUGAUUCUUUUCCCAACUUAAAGCAGUUGGUACUAUCGGAAUGCAAUUUGGAGAAGAUAUGGGAUGGCGAGCUUCUACCAAAGUCUCGUUCUUUCAGUAAGUUAACAAGUUUGCGUGUGAGAGGGUGUGGGUUUUUGAAGACUCUGCUUAGUGGGAAGUUGGUUUUUCUCCCCGUUUUGGAUGAAUUGGAAGUUGAAUUGGAAGUGUCCGAAUGCCAUGAUUUAACAAGAAUAUGGGAUGAUCAGAUUCUACCAAGCUCUGCUUCUUUUCACAACUUAACAAAAUUGCUCAUAGAACUCUGCAAUUCUUUGGAAUAUCUAUUUUCAUCUGCUAUGGCAACGAGUUUUGUACAACUCAAAUCCCUUGAGAUACGUGAUUGUCAGGGUAUGAAAGAAAUAGUGAGAAAUAGUGAAAACAUCGUAAAGAUGUCAUUUCCUAAGCUAAAUUUUCUGCGGAUUUAUAAUCUUGAACGCCUCACCACAUUUUCUUCUGAAAUUGACAUCGACUUUCCAGUUUUAACUGAACUCUACAUGGAGCACUGCCCGGAAUUUUCAACUUUCAUUUCCAAGUCUGAAGAUGAAAAGCUGCCAUCUCUCUUCAAUGAAAAGGUUGCAUUUUCCAGCUUAAAGAAUUUGAAAAUUGGACACAUGAAAAAGUUGAAGAUGAUAUCCAAUAAUGCAGACGUAUUUCAACACCUUGAGGAAGUUGAAGUUGUAGGCUGUCCAUGUCUGAAAUCAAUCUUUCCACUUUCCAUUGCCAAGGGUCUUUCCCAAUUUCGAAAACUAUCUCUUUAUUUUUGUGGGAUACAACAAAUUGUUGAAGCUGUGGGAACUAAUGUAUCAGUACCGCCUGAGUUUGUAUUCCCUCGAUUGGAAGAAAUGAUAUUGGACCAUUUGGAAAAUCUCGUGUGUAUCUAUCCAGGAUUGCAUACCUCAAGUUGGCCUUCAUUAACAACUCUAGUUGUGGAGAAAUGUAAGCAAGUGAAGGUUUUGGCUUUGGAAUUCUCCUGCUUCCAAGAUAAGCAUGUGCAUCAUGAUCAUGAUAAUAGUCAAAUCCCACAAGUACCAUUAUUUUUCACCAAGAUUGAUUCUUUUCCCAACUUAGAGAAGUUGAAACUGUCGGAAUGCAAUUUGGAGAAGAUAUGGGAUGGCGAGCUUCUACCGAAGUCUCGUUCUUUCAGUAAGUUAACAAGUUUGCAUGUGAGAGGGUGUGGGUUUUUGAAGAAUCUAUUUUCAUCAGCUGUAGCUGAGAAUUUCAAACAACUUCAAUCUCUCAAGAUAAGAGAUUGUAUGUUGAUUGAAGAAAUAAUGAGUAAGAACGGAAAGGUGGAUAAGGUGGAAUUCACUGGACUAAAACUUCUCAAGUUCAUAAAUCUUCCAAACCUCGUGUCAUUCUCGACUGAAAUUUUCAUUGAGUUUCCACCGUUAACUGAAGUUUCCAUAAAUAGAUGCCCUAUGUUUAAGUCUUUUGUUUCCAAAUUGAAAGAGAAGGAUUGCACCACGAUGACAUCUCUGUUCCAUGACAAGUUUGUUUCUUUCCCAAAAUUGAAGGAAUUGAAUUCGUAUGGAUGCGUCUUCACCAAGAUAUGGGAUGACCAGUUUCAACUAAGCUCGACUUCUUUCCGUAACCUGACAAAACUGAUUGUAGUAAGCUGCAAUUUUAUGAAAAAUCUAUUUUCAUCUGCUGUGGCUGUGAGUUUGGAACAGCUCUGUUCCCUUGAUGUAAGAGGUUGUAGAAUGAUGGAAGAAAUUAUGACAAGGAAUGAAAGUAUGGAUAAAAUGUCAUUCCCUAAACUAGAUUUGCUGAGACUGAGCAAUCUUCCAAACCUUGUGUCAUUCUCCUCUGGAAUUUUCAUUGAGUUUUCAGUGUUAGAUCGACUUUACAUCAAUGGCUGCCCUGCAUUUGAGACUUUCAUUUCCAACAGAGAACAGAACUUGUACACUGGUACCAUGCCAUCUCUCUUCAACGAAAAGGUAGCAUUCCCCAGCUUGUAUGGAGUAGUGAUUGAAAGCAUGGAUAAAUUGAGGAUGAUAUGGCAAAAUGAUGAUGAAUUCAGUACCGCAAGUUCCUUUUGCAAACUGAAAUAUUUAACGGUAAGAAAUUGCGAGAAUCUGAUGAAGAUAAUUCCAUCUAGUAUGCAGAGAAGACUCCAUCUAGUACGCAGAGAAGACUCGUUCGAGCUUAUUCGGGCUUGCAAAACUCAAGUUUGUGUGGAGUAAAGAUCCUCAAGCUACUCUCACCUUCCCAAAUCUAAAGAAAGUUGAAGCUUCCAAAUGUCCAAGUCUGGAAUCAAUCUUUCCACCUUCCAUUGCCAAAGGUCUUUUCCAACUUCAAGGACUGUAUAUUCGUUCUUGCGGGAUAGAAGAAAUUGUUGCCACGGAAGAAGGAUUAGAGAAAGCACCUCCUGAGUUUGUAUUCCCACAAUUAGUGGAAAUGCAACUCGAAUAUUUGCCCAAUCUUGUGUGUUUCUAUCCAGGUUUACAUACCUCAAGUUGGCCACUAUUGGAAAGUUUACGUAUGAUUCACUGUAUGAAGGUGAAGCUUUUUCCAUCCGGGUUCGUCCAAGAAACGGAUGUUUCAGGCUGUUGUGAAACGUUUCCAAUUCGACAACCCUCAUUUUUCACCAAGAUAUGGGAUGACCCACUUGUACUUGGCUCUACUUGUUUCCGUCACUUAACAAUACUGGAAGUUGAUGGCUGUGAGUUUUUGACAAGUUUAUUUCCAUCUGCUGCUAUGGCAGCACGUUUAGAACAUCUCUAUUCCAUUAAGAUAAGCGAAUGUAAGAAGAUGGAAGAAGUAAUAAUAAGCAGGAUUCAAAAUAUGGAAAAGCUUUCAUUCUCUAAACUAAGGCAUCUGCAUCUAAGAAAUCUUCCUAGCCUUGUGAGAUUCUCCUCUGAAAUUUUCAUUGAGUUUCCAGUGCUGAAUGAACUUUCCAUUCAAGAUUGCCCUCAAUUUGGGACUUUCGUUUCCAAGUCAGAACAGAAUUCCUGCACUGCCAUUCCGUCCCUCUUCAACCAAAAGUUAACAGAACUUUCGAUCGAGGGUUGUUCAAAAUUUGUCACAUCCAUUUCCAUAUCAGAGGAUAACUUGUGCACCACUGUGUCAUCUUUCUUCAACAAGGUUACAUCUUCUAGUCAAUGUGAGGAUCCGAUUGAUGACCAAGAAGAAUGUGCGGGGAUACUUUCAUGUCUAAGUGGAUUAAGACUAUAUGGUAUGCCAAACCUGAUGCAUUUGAGGGAGGAGAGCUCGUAGCCACAAACAGUGUUUCAAAAUUUGAUCGAGUUAGACAUCUUGAGGUGUGGCAAAAUAAAGAAGUUAGUGCCGUCCUCCAUCUCAUUCCAAAAUCUGGUGACUUUGAAAAUCGGACAAUGCCAUGGAAUACCAAGUUUACUAACUUCCCAAACAGCAAGAAGUAUGGCACAACUCCAAUAUUUGUUUAUAUUUAAUUGCAAAAGAAUAGCAGAAAUAAUUGUAGAUGCAGAAGGUGAGAAUAUAGAAGGUGGUGAAAUUAUUUGUGCUCGGUUGAAAACUUUGAUACUUGAUUGUUUACCAAGCCUCACAAGCUUCUAUUCGGGGAAAUAUAUGUUGGGAUUUCCAAAUUUGGAAAAUGUGGGAGUAGUUCGUUGCUUUGAAUUACAAAGUUUCUCUCAACAUGGUCACAUAGUCAGCACCCCAAAACUUCAUAAACUAUUUACAGUAGGUCCAGAUCAUCCGGUGAUUGAUGGAACUAAUACAAUCAUGGCUGUUAAUACCCCCAUGGAUCUUAAUACCACCAUACCAGAGCUUUGGAAGAGCCACCCCUGUACUACAUUACAGGAACUCUUCAGUUGAAAAGAUCUUGCUCCCUCAAAUCUGUCUAGCUAACAAUUCAAACAUCUAAGGCCAACUACUUUCUGAAUUCAUUGCUUCACCUCCAAAGUGCACGUGUUGAGUUGGAAGCAAAUGGCUCUUGUAACACCCAAUCCCGAAGUAUGCCAGAAAUUUCUCAAGUUGGCUGAAGUUGACUGGGUUUGA